AACAGACAAACAAACACUCAAGCAAUCCUUUUUACUUGCAUCAAAAAAAUUUACACAAGAUAAAGUUUUUAGAACCGAUGAUAAAUAGAUAUAAUGGAUACCGAAACGGAACUACUGGGUGAGGAAGAGGAGCUGAACGAGGAGCCGGAAGUGUCCUUCGCCCACGGGAUCUUGCACGUGGAGCACUCGUUUGGAUAUGACUGCAAAAGGCUGUUCAAUCUGGUGCUAGUGGGUUCAGAUACGCUGAUCUUCGCAUCAGGUAACUUUUUAAACUACUUCAGCAUAUCGCGCCAGGAGAUCACCUUCCAGGAGACCAUUUUCGGAUGCGGCAUAGGCUUCAUCACGAAAAACGAACACCCGGACUACACAGACCUUUUCACGGUGGGUGAGAACGGACCCACGCCGACCAUCUAUAUCUACGAGUAUCCCUCUCUUAAUGUCCGAAUCAGGCUCCGGAAUGCGGCGAAAUCCUGCUUCACGGCCGGCUCCUACAACAAAACUGGGGAGCUGUUUGCCUCGCAGGCCGGCUAUCCGGACUUCAUUAUCACCAUUUGGCGCUGGGAGAAGGGCGAGGUGGUGCUGCGCGCCAAAUCGUUUCAGAGCGACAUCCUGUUCGUGCACUUCUCGGAAUUCAACCCCAUCCUGCUCUGCUCAUCGGGCCUCAGUCACAUCAAGUUCUGGAAGAUGGCCAACACGUUCACCGGUCUCAAGCUCAAGGGCGAUCUGGGACGCUUUGGCAAGACGGACUUCAGCGAUAUCUACGCCAUGUUCAUGCUCUCCGAUGAGAACGUCAUCUCCGGGUGUGACUGGGGCAACAUGCUGCUCUGGCAGGCUGGCCUCAUCAAGUUUGAAAUCUGUCGAAAAGGGAGGAAGCCUUGCCAUUUGAAGCCCAUAACUCGGAUCACCAUGAAGAAUGGCGAGGUGACCACCGUGGGCAUGGAUGGCUAUGUGCGGGUCUGGUAUUGGGAGACUGUGGAUCUAGCCGAUCCCCCCGAGGACGAUUUGUUCGUGGAGAUCGAUCCGAUUUACGAGUUCAAGAUUGCCGAUGUGGAGCUGCGUUGCAUGCAGAAGAUCCUGCCUUUUGACGAGACGGACUUCACCCACUACGCCCAGGAUGGCAAGGGAGGCAUAUGGUUUUGCGACAUCAACACCUUCGACGUUCCCCAGCCGCCGCGAAAGCUCUACUCCUGCAUCGGCGGCAAAGUGAUUACGUCCCAAAUGUCACCAGUAUCGCCCCACUUCCUGGCCAUGUCCGAGUGCGGCAAAAUCUUUGUGUACAACUACGAGGAGCAGCGUCUAAUGCUGGAGAAGCAGUUCCCGGCUGAUGGUGUCGACUUGCUCUGGCUGGACACAAAGGUCUCGUCGCGGGGCACGGAAAUGGUAGCCGGCUUUAAGGAUGGCAUCCUUCGACAGCUGUACCUGGACAUAAGCGAUCCCAUGAAGCCAACCAUGAAGCGGGUGAGAUGUUUUAAGGCUCACACCUCACCAAUAACCCGCCUCACCGUCAAUCCGGCGGGCACUCUGCUACUCUCCGGCAGCGCCGACAUGAGCAUAUUUAUCUACCUACUGGGGAAGGAUGAAAACGAGAUGGUGGAUAUGCAUCCUCUGGGUUUCGUCCAGUUUAAGGCGGUGCCGAACUGCUUCUACUGGCACGAAGAGGUGCCCACCAUUGUCCUGAUUGGCUCCAAGUCCGGAGAGGUCUAUGAGUACAAUAUCCGCACGAAGGUAACUAGUGAAGAGACCUAUCUCUCCUACAAUAUCACGGAACCGGCGCGCAUGAGAAGCAUAAAAUUCGCAUCCGUGAAGAGCAUUAUCCGGCGGGAGAUCAAGCGGGAGAAAACCAAGAAACGGAAGGAAAAGAAGAAGGAACGCAAGAUGGACGAGAUCGAGAAGCUGAAGAAGGCAAACCCGGGUAUUCAGAUCGAUAUGGAGUCGGCCCUAGCAGACUCGGAGCCCGACGAGGAGGAGGAGCCGCUGCACAUUCCCCCAAUACCCAAUCCAAUUAUUUGGUUGCGCUACACCGAUAGGGAUACGAUCUGGGUCUCGAUGGCAGGAUACGAUGCAGGAUAUGUCUACGAGCUGGAAUUUGGUCAGGCAGAGCCAACCUUCAGCACAAUGAUUGCGGAUGCGGAUGACAUCGAGAUCCACUCCUACUGCAUCGUAGAUGAGUUUAUUAUAUUCGGAAUGUUCAACGGAGGCAUUCGGGUCAAUCUGAUCAACCCUGAUGACUUCACAGAUCUCUCUGAGUACCGGGUAUACCCCAUGCAUGACGCUCUCAAGGGCAUCAUUCCUAGCAUCAAGACCAGCUACGAUGGGGAACACAUGCUAUCCGUUGGAUACGACGGGAACAUGUUCCUGUUUAAGUGGAACGGACCAAAGAUUGUGAAAAACAGUCGGCGGGACAAACUGCCUCCAUUGCCAGAAGGCUUCCAGGCGGUGCCGGACAUUGUCGACCCGGAGCAACCGUCUUUGGAGCAGGAAAAGAUCAAUGCAGAGCUACGGAGACAGCAGGAGGCAGCUGAGGCGCAUGACCGAGAUGUUCUGAACAAGAUCGGAAUUCUGCAAAACGACUACUUUGAAAUUAUUAGGCGGAACGAGGAGUUGCCGGCGGCACUGAGGGCCCAGGACACUGACUUGCUGCUGGACAAUCGCAUCACCCAACAAAUCCGAGAUGAGCUCCAAGCGGAGCUGGACGAUGUGCGCGAAGACUUGGCCUAUGACCUGGAAUUCGCCCAAGUGGGUCAUAACAAGCUCUACAAUCAUUUCCUCAAGAAAUUGGUGCAUGUUCCCUUCACCGUCAGCCACCUGCGUGGCAACGAACCAGGGGUCUCUUCAUUUCGGCUCGAGGAACUAGGCGAAGAGUUCGAGCAGAUCAAGAAGGACAUUGAGGAGCGCCUAAAACUGGAGCACGACAUGGGACUCCACGAUCUUCUAGUGACCGAUGUGGUGGAGGAAACUAUUGGUGAGCCGCCGCCGGAGACGUUCUUCUUCGGCCGAGAUCCGCGAAGCAUCGAGCCGCGCUUCAGUCGGAAGAUGAUGAGACUUCUGAUCCGAUACCGAAAGCGCCAGAUGUACGAGGUGCGUCGCAUCUUUGACUGGGACAAGCUGGAGCGGCAGAAGCCAGAUCCCAACCGCAAUCACCCGGAUGACGAUGCCCAGAUUGAGCUGGCCAAACGCAACCUGGGCGACUUCAAGCUGAAGGUUGGUGCAGAUUACGAGCCCCGGUCCGACGAGACUCUGACUCAAAAGUAUAUUGAGGUGGUGGAGUGCCGGGAGAAGUACUUCCACCUAGUUAACACAUUCAACCAGGCUGUGUUGGAGCUACGCGACCGAAAGCGUGACCUGGUGGCAUUCAUAAAUCAACAGCGCGACCGUUUGGCGGUGAUCCAUAGCUAUAUGCCCGCCCAGGAUCGCCUGCCCCUGGACCACAUACACGAAACUGAUUUCGACUUGGAGUAUCCGGAGCUUAACCUCAUAGAGCACUUUACUCCCGGCUGCGGAGUGGAGAUCGACCAGAUCCUUUCGUUGGAGAAUAGGGUAGAGGAUGUGAUCACCACCAAAAGAAAAACUGAGAGUGUCUCGAAGGUCAGUUUGUACAGUAUGCACGGCUUGGAAAAGCCGGAACUUCACGAGGCCGCCGCCUUCACUAUGUUGGAGAUCUCGAAGCUUGAACGGAGUCUACCUGCCGAGGAGAUUCAUGCUAUGCUCGAUUCUUUUCCCCCGGUCUCCGAUGCGGCCUACUUUGAACGAGAUGAGGAAGGUGAGUCCAGUUAUAUGAGCGAGCUGCGCCACAGGUGGCUCAGACAGCUCCUAGUGGAGCAGGCGUCGAUUCGGACGAAUGUGGACGAGGAAGUCCAGCAGUUCGACAAGGCCCUGGAAAAGUUAAAAGUGCGACGCUUUCAUGUUAAGAUGGACUCCGAAUUUAUGGCCUCCUACAUGAUUAGUCUCAACCAGGAGCUGUACAUUCUGCGCGAUAGCGAGGAGAUAGAGACGCAGCUACUCCAAAAUGCCAAGACAGCGAUGGCCACUCGAAACGAACUGCAGGUGAUCAUAAAUCAGACAAACAGGCAACUGGAGGAGCUGCGUCGCAACAUAGACAAGCUGGGCGAGCAGAUCACCGCCCUCCAGGUGCUCUUCAUGAGCACCGUCAAGGGGCAUAAGUUCUUUGAUUUUCUGCGUCGCAUUUUCAAAAAGAAGUGGCGCCCUCCGAAAGUGGCGAAGGGCGAUGACGAGGAGUCGUCGUCCUCGUCGGAAUCCUCCUCCUCUAGCGAAGAUCAACAGGCGGACAACAAGAGUUUGGACUCCCUGGAUAUGACCACAAUUCGACUGGACGAGACCACCUGCCCCUCUGGACUGGACCGAACAUUGUACGACCUAGCCUUCCAAAUGCGAUCCGACCGCCAUGAACUGGAACGGAAUGUCCGCGACCUGCAGCGCGACGUUGAAAACAAACGAAAGGAGAUCGCUGAGAUGCUGAUCAAGAUGAAGUACCAUGAAGAGGUCUACCAACGAGAGAAAAAUGCACUCAUGGAGUUCCGACGUCUAAGACAAGGUGAAAUAAAUAAGGUUAAAGUAAGCGUCAUCCUGAGAAUGGACCAACUGCAACAUUUUUACGAAGGCGACGACUAUAGGGACCUGUCCAAGGCUGUUCUCUUCAACGCCGACAUGCUAGUGGAUUUGCGCCGGAGAGCUGACCAACUGCAUGAAGAGACUCUGGCCACUAAACGCUGGCACCGCAUCAACUUCAUCCAUUUGCGGCGCAUGAACACGGACAUCAAGUUUAUGCGGUUCGAGAUCACUCGACUGGAGGAGGAAAUCCGUCAGGCCAUGAUGAAGAAAUUCGGGAUUGUUGUGAAUCUGGAUGAGUUGGAGGAGGAAGUCUUGAGACGCUACAUCUUUGACCUAGAGACCACUGCCGAGGAUGAGCUGCGGGCUUUGGAGAAGGAACUGGCCGAGAGACAGAAAGAACUUUCCCGCUGUGAAGAGGAAUUUGUCCUGGAGACCCAAAACAACACGGAAAAAUUAAAUAUACUGACUGUGCUACGGGAGGAGAAGAACAUACUCUGCACCUUACUGGAAAUCCAGGACAGAAACAUGGCCAAGUGGAGCAAGCCAAACGUGCUGAAUCUCUCCUACGACAUCGAGAAACUGAUGGGCAUUGAGAAAUCCCUGAUGCAACAGAUCGAGUGCCUGGAGCGGGAGAUCUGUGCGCUUCGCUUGAAGUCUAAGCCCUUGCAGAUCAACAGCGAGUACGAAAAUGAUCCCAACGAACCGCCUCAGGUGACCACCGAACUUUUGCCCAACGACGAUGCCAUGAUCUGUCCGGCUAUCCUCAAUGUGGACGCAUACAUGCUGCCGCCCAUGCCCGAUGAGUUCAUUAUGGAUCGCGUGCACACAAUUGUCCAGAAGAGCUUCAAUCGUUUCUUUGGCCGUAACACUACGCCGGAGAAUAUCCGAAAAUUCGCCCAAAGAUCCUCGCUAUACCUUUGUCAAGCCGCCUAUAGCUUCCAGGGACGUUACACGGAUCGCAUUGCAGAGUGCAUUACGGAGCACCUGCAGACAAUUGUGCCGAAGAAGUACUUCAUCCACAUCAGUGCCGAAGAGCUGCGAAAACUCUUCAACGAAGUGGUGGCCGUGUUCGACUACGAACGCUCUGACAUAAACACCGAGGAGCUGAUCUCCGGCAUUUUUGAUCACGCAAAAGAAUCGAUGUGCGCCCUGGUCCCCCAGGCAGAUCUCAGUGUGGUCAAUCGUACCCACUUUAUUGUGUCGCACAUGUUUAAAGAGCUGAUCGAAGUACUGCCUCUGGAAGAGUUCCAGUCCGACGAAACCUGCCGCAUGAUCGUCGACGUGCUAGAGCGAGAGCCAAUGAUGGAUCCACGAGCGAUCGAUGUAGAGGAUCUAAUCCGCUGUACACUGCGACACGCCCGUGAGAAUCUGCUGGACGGGAUCACAGCUGUUCCGGUGCGCAAGCUAGGAAGCAAUAUCCAGCGAGAUCUGAUCAAGCGGCGGCAGUACAAGCCGCCCAGCUGCGAGUCGCCCAUGUCGGUGCGCAUUGCAACCAAAAAGGCGCCUAACGUCAGUGGUCUCCCAUUCUAGGAUAAAAAUCUUAAUUUUUA
Molecule: messenger RNA, 6119 nt
Organism: Drosophila ananassae
Lineage: Eukaryota; Metazoa; Arthropoda; Insecta; Diptera; Drosophilidae
Product: cilia- and flagella-associated protein 44
Exons: 8
Coding region: 94-6099 (2001 amino acids)
Molecular function (GO): protein binding
Source: RefSeq, a predicted model, not a curated record